This is a messenger RNA of Anopheles coluzzii, 1075 nucleotides long. It is a transcript of the gene Pex11ab, whose product is annotated as peroxisomal membrane protein 11B. Gene Ontology annotation, cellular component: peroxisomal membrane. The coding region runs from base 211 to 873 and encodes 220 amino acids. The transcript is spliced from 3 exons. The record is from RefSeq and is a predicted model, not a curated record. NCBI's taxonomy places the organism in Eukaryota, Metazoa, Arthropoda, Insecta, Diptera, Culicidae. Gene Ontology annotation, biological process: peroxisome fission; regulation of peroxisome size.
UUUGUUGUUAUCUUCGUUAUCGGCAAAGUCAAUAAUUACUUUAUUACAGAACAAGAUUGUGGCUCUCCCCGUUCCACUUGAAUGGAGUGAACUUUGUAUCCGAAUUGUAGUUUGUGCAGCUGGAGUUCCGCUAAUGUUUCGGCCCUAAGUUCGUGAGUUACUUGCAUUGCGUCUUUAAAAGCCGAACGACAACAACCGAGACACCGAAACAUGGACAUCGUCAUCAAGCUAAACAGCCAAACCGUGGGAAAGGAUAAGGUUGCCAGGUUGUGCCAAUACUCGUGUCGCGCUCUGUGGGCCAGCAAGGACGGAUCGGGAUCCAUCGAAACGGUACAGCUGCUGAAACACAUCGAAAGCAUUCUCAGUUCAUUCCGAAAAUUGCUUCGCUUUGGAAAAGGGUUUGAGGUGCUGUACAGUGCGACGGCCGGUCUGAAGCUAAAAGAGCUGUCCGCACAACUGUUUAUCACCCUCGGCAAGAUAGCAUCGGGACUGUUCCUGCUAGCCGAUCACGUCGUCUGGCUGUCGCGGUCUGGGAUCAACAAAAACAUUAACACAAACAAAUGGGUCGAUCGGUCGAACCGGUUUUGGUUGAUUUCGAUCCUGUUCAAUCUGUGCCGGGAUGUGCAGGAACUGUACCGGCUGUUUGUGUACUACAGCCGGUCGAACAUUCGCAACCUGCAACGAACGCUGUACGCUGUGUAUCGGGAAAACAAACCACUGCUCGUGGACACCAUCAAGAACGUGUGCGACGUUUUUAUUCCCCUUAACGGACUCGGUAUCUUGCCGGUGUCGAAUCAAACCAUCGGAUUGCUCGGAGCCAUUUCAUCCCUGAUGGGACUUUUACCGCUGGUGUAUCCGAGAUUAAAGUUUUAGCGAUGGAAUGGGGUGGUGCAGCGUGCUCAAUGAUUGUUACGUUUGUGAUUUUUUGGUGAAAGGGUAAAAACUGUUGGGAUCACUGAUGCGUAUAUUUAUACUCAGGCAAUUGGGGACGAUUUUGUACAACUAUUUUUCACUGCAACGAACACACACACUAAAGUAUGAUAGCAAUAAAUCUUUAUGGAAAGUUAUUUCUAAA